CUUGCCUCCCCUCCGCGGAUGUCGCGGCGGAUUAGCAGCUGCGGCCAGCUCAGCGCCUGAGGAUCAGACACACACACGGGGGGCGGGGGAGAGACAGAUUUAGCUUCGCGGGAGGAAGGGAUGUGAGCGUGCGUGGUGUGUGUCCCUCCCAGCCUCUGCACGGAUGAAACUCGCGCGUCCCUGCUAGCGAUCGGGGCGAGGAGGAGGAAGAGGAACCUUCCCUCUGGGCUGGGACUCCACUUCCUGGAGAAGCCCUCCUCCCCGUGCGGAGUUUCGGCGGGGAUCCCGGCUUCACCUGGAGAGAACAGCAGAAGGAGGAGGAGCCACAGCAGCACCUGUCCAAAAUGAAGGACCGGCUGGAGCAACUGAAGUCGGUGAGUGGGGAGCCUCCUUUCCUUCUCCUCCUCGCAGGGUGUAAUGCUGGGCUCCAUUGAGCGCCGCCGAGCUUACUCCCGAGUAAACAGGGAGGGAUCGAGCUUCGGGAAGGUAUUAGCAGCGUAAAAGGAAAGGGCGAAGCCCCACCAGGGGGGCUAAACCAACGAGGCCAGGUCUAUUUUGAAGAUGGGGGGGGUCUGUAUAGUGAGGGAUCCUGUUAGUGGGUACAGCGUUGGACUUUGACCCAGAUUCAGAUCCCCAUUUGCCCAUGAGACUCACUGGGUGACCUUGGGCCAGUCACUGUUUUUAAGCCUAGCCUACCUCUCAGGGUUGCUGUGAGGAUUAAAAUGGAGAGAGGGGUUAGCCGGUUUGUGACCCUAUAAUAAAUGGUUCGUGGAGGAGCCAUAUGUGCUUCCUUGAGUUCCUUGGAGGAAAUGCAGGAUAUAAAUGUAGCUCACCAUGAUAUAAUUCAGCUGCACCUGCUGUCCCACCCCUUGCUGGUUGUAUUCCCCACAAGCAGAAGUAGGUUGAGUGGAUCUGCUGUCCACACUGUGGGAGCAGAAGUGCUUAAACUCAUUUUGAAGUAAAAAUGAAGUUUUUCAAAAGUGUGGGGGGUGAGGUUUGGUGGGGAGAGAGGAGGCUUACAGUCCAAUAGCAACAGCAGGUUAUAAGCUUUACCUGACAGAGGGACCAGAAAGGUGAAUUUGCUUCCACCUGACAGCAGAAGCAAAGGGUUGUGAGACUAGGCACUGUUGUAAAUACUACACAGCAGCAAAUAUGUUUAUUGCAGCUUGCACAGGCACAGCGGCACAUUUGGGAGCUACAGCAACUGUCAAAUCCUUGGCACAUGUACUUGUAAGGUGGGGCAGUUGAAUAUGCAUUUGUGUGUGCACAGUUUCGAUGUGCGUGUUAAAAACAACAGAGCAAUGUGAAAAGCUGGCUGGGAGGCAAUGGGAAAGGAGUCGUUUCCUGAAAUAUGAAGAGAAUUAAUGGAGGGGCAGAUUUGAGAAGAUGAUUCUUGGAAGGAGUUGGGGGUCUCCUUUUCCUCUACUCCCCCCACAUGUUGCAUGAAGAAAACUGGAGUUAGUCACUUCCUCCUUUUGGUUUCCCUCCAUGUGACACUCCUCUCUCUCUUUCCCCACCCACACGCACAGACUUUCCACUAAAACAUGUGCCCCAGGACAUGGCUGUGCAAGAUGUCUUGAAAGGGAUCGGCACUUUGGGCUUCGGUACUAAAUUCAUAUAACCUGAAACAUAACCCUCAGGGACUUAUAGCUGCUGUGGAGGAGCCCUUAUUCGAAAAAGAGUGUUCCUCCAUUCAUACUUUUGGGUCACUGUAGGCAGAACAUAAUGCACAUUCUCUCAGAACGUGACUUUUUCUUAGACAAGUAAGCCAGUUUCCUAAAUUAACCUUUCAGCUGUAUAUAAAAUACACAAAGCUAGCUUGCAAUGAGAGUUUCACUGCAAUUCUCGUAAAGUGCACAAUCCUUGCAGAGUUGCUUGUAAGUGUGAAGGGGCUGCACAUAGUGUGAUCUUAACAAGGUGGGACCCUCAGCGCAGGUUAAUUUCUCACAGAUUUUAUUGCCAGAAGGUGUUAACUAGUUCAAUGUGUGCCAGGCUAAGUAAAGGCCUGGACAUGCGCCUCCUUUCACAGCUGAUGGAAAGGCCUGGUUCAAAACCCGUUGGUUUCUCUUACAGCAUGUAAAUGACAAUAAUGGAAAGGGGCACUUAUGUUUGUGCUUGCUUUGGGUGCAGAGUUUGAUUCUAUUUCAUCUCCCACUUUCCAGCGCAACAAAAGCUCCUUGCCUGUUGGGACUAACCAGUUGCCUAAUUGUCGAGGAAGGAUGCUGUGGAAAUUGUAGCUGUGCCACCGUGCCCCUUCUCCUUGCUCUUGCAGAGUUAUGAAAUGUAGAGCUUAGCCAGAAAGAAGGCUGGCAAGAUGCCAAAAGUGGGCUAGUGCCACAGGCAUGGCUUGACUAGGAGAGAGAGAGAGAGGUGCUCAGCUCUGCCUGGAGAAACACUGCCAGUGCCCCUGAAUUUGAAAUGUACAAAGGGCUGGCUGCUGCAACUUGGUCAUGAGAAAAUGGUGUUUGCCCAUGGUGCUUGCUCGUGUCAGAUUCAUUUUUUAUUUUUGUUUUAAGCCAGAAAAAGAGGUUUGAGGGAUUGUGACAAGUUCAGUUGAAAUAUUGCCAAAGCUUGUAGUGCAAAAGUCAUUCGACCACGUAAAUAUUCUGAGGGGUAUAUAUACUGUGUCCCCCUUGAAUGAGGAAUAACUCCUAGAUACAUCUUGCCCAUUUUUCUGUAAACUAUUCCAAUCUGGUGGAGGGAAAUAGCAAGUGGCACCAAAAGUUACUUUGUUUAUUUAUUGUUUCAUAAAAUUUAUAUAUUGCUAGACUGUAUACAAUAUAUUGCUAGAUUGUUUCAUAAAAUUUAUAUAUUGCUAGACUGUAAAAAAUAAAAUAAAAAUACCUCAGAGUGGUUUACAAAUAGGUUCUGCUUAUGAGCAGGCAGUAAUGAUUUCACACUUCAUAUGACCUGGGAUUGAGCUGUGGCCAUGUGAUUGGAGAUAAGUGGCAGCAGACAGAACUGGGAAGAGAGAAACUCAGUCGGGAAGAUAAGGCUGACAAUCCAGUGAGGGGGGUUAUGGCAAGAGUCUUCAAUGGGUGGGGCUGGUCCUAGCUUGGAACCUUUCUUAUGCCUCCGAUAAGAGAGAAUAUAGAACGCUUAUCUAGCUUAUUUUUCCAGUUCAAGUGACACAGGUUAAAUAGAAAUGUCAAACAGAUGAAGUCAAACUUCAGGUUUCACAGGCAUACCUUGCUUUCCACACACACACACACACACACACACACACACACACCAACACUGUUGAGGGGCAGUAGCACUGCUGAGCUGAAAUAUCUGAACGACUUUGAAACUGAACUAGAACUUGUCUAAUGCUAGAAACUAAUACCAGGCUGCAGCAUAAGGAAAUGAGGGGCCUGUGGCCUUGUCAUAUCAGAAGAGAUGUCACUACCCUUUUCUGUUGUGAAUUCCAGAACAAUAACUAUGCGAGUCUAUUGUGGCAAAACCAAUGAAGGGCGGGAGUCUUGGGAUAUCAGAAAGGAUAACAUGGCUACUGUUUUUGGUGGGUGCAGGUCCAUGAGGUGUUACACUCAGAGGUGCAACAGCAGGGGGCAGGAAUGGGACCUUGAGAGAGAUUGCAAGCAUGUGGCAUCUGUAUGUGAAGUUCAAACUGAUAAAAAAUAGUCUAUUACCAGUGGUAGUAAUUGGUAUGCUAUUUCCCAGCUCUGCUGUGGUAACGUAAUGUCCAUAAUGGGAGAAAAACCCAUGGUCUUGAUGAAGACCUAAAUCAGUGGAAUCAAAUUUGCUGAUGAACCUUGGCGGAUCAGUUUCAUGCUGGUGCUUUCUGCUGUCUUCCUUUGUACCAUGGUUUUCAAAUAAUGGUGACUUCUGGGUCAGCAUCAAAAUGUCCUGCAGUAAAAUAUUCCUCUAUUUUUGAGUUUUUAAAUAUAUUGAGUUGUUUAAUGCCAGGGUUGUGCCCAUUCAUUCUUUUGUGUAAAUUCGUCCUGUGUAGACCAUAUAAAGACAUUGUUGGCGCUUGUUCCACCCUCCAGCAUAUUAUGCCAUCACCUACUAACAAAGCCCUUCUGCUGUGCCACAAUAAAUCUAUUCCUGUAUGAGGUGCCACGAGAGCCCUUGGAGGCUGCUAACUGUGAUGUCCCCCUGCUUGUAAAAUUGGGGAAAAAAUUGUAUCCAGAGGGGAGCUCUCUGGAUUGUGUGUGCUCUUCGUUAAUUUUAAAAAAAAAAAAGUGCACUGAAGCAACCUGGAUUCUGUAACUUGCGCAAAUUAUGCAAACUUGCACCUAUUAUCUCAGUUUGCAUAAUUUUUUAUGCUUUUGCAAGUCAAGGGGGAACGCAGUGAACUCUGCAAUGUACUGACGCCCCAUUCCCUGGCUGCUAACAGAACCUUUUCCUGGCUUUUGAAAACUUUACUGGACAUUACACACGCACGCGCGCACACACACACACAGUUUGUUACUUAAAGAUGAAAAGCAUUCUUUUAGAAAGGGAAAAAGCUGACAUUUACAGGAUGCUGAAUUAUCUUCUUUUCUGUGUGUGAAUGGAAUUGGGGGAGAUGACACAACCUUGACAGUAAUCUCUGGAUUUCCGGGAGUGUAGGUUUCUGUUCUUGGUCUGUGAUUGCUCCAGGCUGGGAAGUAGCAAUGCUAUGAACCAGAGAGAACUGAGCUUUCGUUCCUUACUUUACAACAAAGGGGAAUAUGUUCCAUAAGUCCUCCUUGCUUUACCUUGGAGAGAAGUGGUGGUGAAUGUUAUGCUCUUUUUCUAUUUCAUUGGGAGACAGGUUUUUAAAGGUGAACUUAAGCAUCAGCCAGUUUGUCAAUAAUACAAUAGAAGAAAUACUGCUAUGAUGACGGAUCCCCCUUGAAAGGUGCCAGGUAGUCAGUAAUAGAAACUUCCUUUUUUAUCAAUGACACCAUUAUGGCUUUGGACUGGGGAUAGCAGAAUGAGCUGCAAAACUGCUUUUACUCUUUUCUCUGUGUUAUGCUAUAUAUAAAGAGACAGAAGAUGCCUUUCCCAUCUGGGCCAGUCUAUUAGACUUCUUACCUGCAGAGCUAGAGCUUUGAAGUGAGAUCUUUGUCAAUAAGCUGUGCUCCUGGGCCUCAGUUUCCAUUGCCAAUACUGGAUGCGUGUGUGGUUAUUAGGCUGUUAGAACAAAGUCAGAUUUAAUACAUCUCUGACUGGUUGUCUUUCCUAAUCCAGAUAGGCUCUGCCAGAGAACCGGAUAUUAAGUUUUGCUUUAUUUUAUUAUUACAUUUCUAUACUAAAGCUCUUUUUGCCCCCAAAACCAAGAGGGCUUCCUUAGCUCUGUGAUGGUUUUCCCUGGAAUGAUAUGUUCAUUUCUGAGAGAUAAGGCAUUGUUUCCGAUUUUCAGUUGGAAUCAAAUGUUGCAGCAGCUGCUUCUCGUGCCUCUUUUCCUGCCAUGUGUAUGUUUUUAAAUAAAAAUCAUUGUAUGCUAUGGCCCAGUUCUGAAAGAAUGAAGUGGGGUUUUUUUAAAUAAAGAUUUGAGCAAUUGCUAGGGACCUCACCCCCCAAAAAAACAUCUCUUGUUUGUGUCUAUUGUGACCAAGUUGGGAAAUGCAGAGUAUAGGCCUGCAUUUGCUAUAUUCUAGUGUAAAUCUAAGGUGGGUUUUUUGGAACUGGUGGGUCACAAAGGUUAUAUAAUGAUUUCCCAGUAUUUUUUUAAGGGGAGGUAUUCCUUUAAGGCCCACCUCUCCUUCAAAAGACCCAAUGUGACCUUGUCCCUAGGGAAGUGAGGUCUGUGAGGUGAAUCACCUACAUUUGGCCUAACUAGAGCAGGGUUACUCUUCCUUGUUCCAUGACUUUGGGGACAGUGUGGGCUGUCCCCUUCCCCAUCUUUAAGGAAAGAGCCAUGUUUCCCGCCUGUGAGAGAGACUUGAUUGUUUCUCCGCCCAUGAUUCAAAAGAAAUGGGGGCAGGGCAAAGGGAGCAAAGGAGAGGGAGUGACAGGGAUUUAGUCAGGAUUAUAAAGCCAUCAGCCAGGGCCAGAGGAGAUAAAACGCUUGGGAGAGAGAAGGGGAUUAAUUUUAUUUUUAUUCCUCAGCAGACUCAAGUCCCAAACGGACAGGGGGAGAUCUUAACCGAGGGGAGGGGGAGCGUUUCCAGAGAACAGCUUGCAGAUCCUUUUCCUGAAGGAAGAGCUCUUCCCAGGAGGCGGAUGUGUUGAGGAGGGACUCUCAGCACGUAGGUUCUCCCUAGAGACAUAAGCCCCAUUCAAGAGCUGUGCUCACAGGUAAAACCUACAUACCCAAGUGGGGGACAAGCCUCUGAAUCUCGCCCUCCCCACCAUUACCUUGCUGUUCAUGGAGGGCAAAGGUCUCAAGUGGGAUUUUAGCUACCUUCAACACCAUAUCUAGCUUCCUCUCCCCACCCCCAAAUCGUCAGAACUGUAGUUUACCCCUCACAGAGCUACAAAUCCCCAAACCCUUAGCAAACGACAGUUUCCAGGAUUUUUCAUGGGAAAGCCAUGCACUUUGAAUGUGCGGUGUGAAUGUGACAGUAGUGUGCUGUAUGACCAGGUUUCUGGGAAGUAGGGAAGGGCAUCAGAGCUUUCACCUUCUCAAGUUGGAAGGUGACAAGUCCGGCAACAGGGAAGCAGAGCUUGGUGGGAUCAAUUUUACACACAAGCAGAAUGCCUGAAUAGGGUCUUAGUUGCAUUUCAUUCUGGCUUGGUAAUGGCCUAGUUCAGCUGUGGGCAACUGUAGUAGAAGCUGUCCCUUGAAAGUUCCCCAUAUGGCAGCUUUUGACUGUGCUCAAACUAUGUGUGUGUCGGCUUGUUCUGUGAUGCUCACCCAGUGCCACAAAUUUUAUUGCACUCCAGUGGGGCUAUAGCAUAGCAAAAGCAGGAGAAGAAUAAACCAGAACAUUUGUGGUGUUGAAAAGCCACGGAGUUUCUGCAGAAAGUUACGGGAUAUGCGCACUGAUUUGGAAUGAAGGAGUGUGAGCACCCCCAGAACUUUUGCAAGCUCAAACAGUAUUGCAGUUGGAAUCACAUGUGACUGGUCUGAUAGCAGCAUGUGCACAAAUGAUUAUAAAUAUGAAAUAUAAAGGCCAUCUGAAGGGGUCUUAAGUUCCCUUCGUAAAGUGUGCUGUGCUUCUUGUCCCAUUGUGAGAACUGACAACUCUCCUCUCCUCUAAUAGCAAGUAAAAGGAAUCAAUUGGCCUGGCAGCUAUCAUGAUAUUAUUGCAGAUGUUGUGGUUUAGGGCUUUCACUGGCUUUGUUAAAUCCUAAAAUCAUGAGGAUCUCGGCUUUUAUUUGAAAAGAAACAAAACUCCCAAGCUUAUAUUUGCAUGCAUGGAGAAAGAUUGCCACCCGGAAUGUAAUUGGUUCAAAAGAGCUGUGCUCAGUGUUUAUCUCAAUUUGCAGCUAUUUAGUAUAAUUAUUUUUACAUGCUGAUGUCACGGCUCAUAACUUUUGAAUAUGUGGGGUUGGUAGUCCUUUGGAUCUGUUUGUUAAAAGCAUCUAGGUCCCAAAGUAGGAAGCAGUGUGUGUGUGUGUGUGUGUGUGUGUGUGUGUGAUCUUUAGGGUGACUUGGUGACCUGUGUAUGCUUUCUCUCUCCCUUCUCUGUAGGCUUGCCAACUUCAACAAAAAACGGCAUCAACAAAUCCUAGCCUCUGGUAAACUGUUCUAACCUGCCCCACCUAUCUUGGUGGUUGUUUCCUUUAAGGAAAUCAGAGAAGCUCUUCACCUCUGAUCAUCAGUACUUGUUUGUCCUUCUUAUCCUUUUGUUCUUCUAAAACUCAUGUUGUCCACUGAGAACACUGUGGUCCAUCUGUGACAGCAGUGGCUUCUGUUCUAUUCCAUGAAUUUCCAACUCUGUUCUGUCCCAGGUUUGCUGCAUGAAGACCCUUUGACAAGUCACACCCACACCAUACAUUUACCCCCCUCAAAGGAAUAAUGGGAACUGUAAUUGACCCCCCACAGAUCUCCAAUUCCCAGCACCCUGAACAAACUACAGUUCCCAGGAUUCUUUGGGGGAAGCUGUGUGCUUGAAUUGUGGAUUAUUUCCAUUGUUGAUCAAGCAUAUUAGUUUCACAGAAAGCUAUAGAAUAUUUUUUUUAAAAAAUGCCAGCCUGAAUUAAGGAACUUGGGGACUUACAGUUCUUAAGAGAUCAUGGUCACAUACACUGCAUACAUUUAAAACACUAUUAUACCACUGGGAACUGUAGUUUAAGAGUGCUGACCUAACACAGCCACAAUUCCUAGCACCCUCAAAACAAGCCAGGCUUUCCAUGACUGUUAAAGUGGUUUAAAUAUAUGGUGUGGAUCUGACCCUUUUCUCAUAGAAGAUACACUACUCUCUGUCUCUCAAACAAGAAGUUCUAGAGUUUUUAUUAUAUGGAAUUACAAUGUUCCUUUAAGUCAUAGAGUGGUCUGUAUCAGAUAAAACUCUGGGAAAGCUGUGUUUCAGCUUAUACAAAACUUUUAAACUUAUACUUUGAAAAUCAUUUUUAGAACAGUUUAUAUGGUAAUUAAAAAAAAGUUUUUAAAAGUUAACUAGUGGAAGCUGACAGCUAAAAAGCCAACUACUGAGACGUUAGCUAUUUCUUUAACUUUCCAGCCAAUUAUGGUACCAGCUAAAGUUCUAUGGCUACUUGGAAAAAAGACUGAAGUCCUAACCUUACUCACCUGGGAGUCAGCUUCACUUAAUUUAAUAGGACUUACUUCUGCGUAGACAUGGUUAAGAUUCUGCUGCCCUUCCCUCUGAGCUAAGUUGAACUUGUUCUCUGCUAAGUGUGGCUUGGCUUGCAGCCUUAGUUGUUUUUAAAUGUUGUAAGUUUUUGAACUUGUGGCUCCAGAAGCAUGCCUUAUGAAGUUUAAAUAAUAGCUCUUCUCACAUGUCCAGGCAAAUGACUGUUUGUAUGGGCAAGUGCCCUGCUCUUUAGAACAAAGGAAAAUAGUGGGAUAGCCCACAUGGUAGCUUCCAGAUGUUGUGAACUACAUCCCUGACCAUUGGCCAUGCUGGCAGGAGCUGGUGGAAGUUGGAAGCCAACAACAUCUGGAUGGCCACAGGUUCUCCAUUCUGGCCUUAGGCCUUACACUGAACUGAAGGGCUUCAUUUCUUUGGCUAGCAAACAGAAGUGACUUUAGGGAAGGCACUACGUUAGUAUUUCUUCAUUUCUUUUCUCUAGAAUUUCUCCUUUUUGAAUUUGAAUGGCAGAACAAAGGCAGCCUCAGCCAAAGGGGAAGCCCUGAGUCAGAAGGAUAGGCUGUCGCUUCUUAGGAAAAGACAUUUUGUUUUUGUGUACAUAUAGCAGAUGUCUGCCCUACCCUUCAGCAAGAGCUUUCAGGGCAGCUCGCGGCCAAGUGAAGCCAAUUAAAAGAGUAAAGCAGCAUGGCAGCCAAACCUACAAACUGAAACAGCAGCAGAAGAAAAAUGUGUAAGCUGACAUUUAAAAAGGUCUGGGAGGAUAAAAAGGUCUCUGCCUAACACUGAGAAGACCUAAGAGUAAAUGCCAGGCAAUGCUUGUGUUCCAAAGCUGGGGUACUACAGCCAGCUGCCUCACCUCGGAAGGCAAGGGCUCCGAAGGUGGUUAACAAACAGGCAGAUACUUGUGGUCAAAGGUAGGGCUUUACAUUGUGCACUUUGAAUUGUGCUUGGAAGUGGGCUGGCAGUCAGGGAAGUUGUUUCAAAACUGGCAAGAGGGGCUUUCCAAGGCUACUCUUAGUUAAUAGUCAAGCAGCUGUGCUCUGAGGUUUUUAGGAAGUCUUCAAAGGCAGCUCCACAUAUAAUGUGUUGCAAUUAUGUUCUUCUGGUAGCAUGCCAAGAUCUAUUAGGGCACUUGAAGAGAAACUAAAGGUUCCUGUUUCAGUGGCUGGUGAAGUCAUGGCAUGCUGCUACCUAGCUGCAUGGCAUGCUAGGUGCAGUGGUACCUCGGGUUAAGAACUUAAUUCAUUCCGGAGGUCCGUUCUUAACCUGAAACUGUUCUUAACCUGAAGCACCACUUUAGCUAAUGGGGCCCCUGCUGCCGCGCCGCCAGAGCCCGAUUUCUGUUCUCAUCCUGAAGCAAAGUUCUUAACCUGAAGCACUAUUUCUGGGUUAGCAGAGUCUGUAACCUGAAGCGUCUGUAACCCGAGGUACGACUGUACUUCACCAGCGGUGAAAGGUGGGCAUGAAGUCUCAGCAUAUUGUUGUGGAGUGGUAAUAGUCACUGUAAGCUUCUGCUUUUUAAUUUGAGGUGUGUGGGGACCAGCACUCUGACCAGCACUAUAACAUCAUUUGACAUCAAUUUCUUUUAAGGGAUUGUGGUGGCGAAUGGGUGUGAUUAAAGCAGGUCGGGUUAGCACAAAGCAAGCAGUACAUGCAAUACUUCCUCCACAAUACUUCUGCAGUUCAUAAAUGGUGCUGUGUGGUAACAAGCAUCAUCCACACAUAAACACAUCAGAGGGCUGUGUAGUAAUGCACGGCUGUGAAUCUACUCUAAGGAACAAUCUAAUCCUAGGCAGUGUUCAUUGGACAAUCCUGCAGUGUACAGAAUUUUCUGUGCAGUUAUGGUGGCUGGUAGUCAGCAGAAUAUAUGGAAAUCCUGUAAGUCUAAGGUUAGAAUGUAACAUAAGAAAACAAGGCUAUUUUUGCCUUGUGUGAGUGUGUAUGUUGGGCCAUUUUGUUUUCUCCAGGGCCAGGCUGCCAAUAUGUACAACAAAUGGUAGACUUGUUUUGCAUCCUGGUUCUGCAGGAGGUGCUACAUGAUGCUUUGAGGAGAUUUCAGAACCAAUUGUGGCAUGCUAUCUGUACUUUGGGCUGGUUUCUGUGCAAGGAAAUCGGACUCUUAGGAUUAGUUGACACACUUACCUAAAAUUUAUUUUCUUGAACGUGAUGGAGCAAUUUCUUUGCAAGUCAGGUGGAAGUGUGUAUAUCACACAAUGCAUAUAUAACAAGGAAAAUAGAGGUGGUGGCCUAUUAUUUUUAUAGUGGUUUUGUAUGCAAAGUGCAUUAUAAUUAUCUCUAUAUAACAACUCUUUGAGAUAGCCGUUUGUUCUAGACCACCCAGCAGUCUUCAGUGACUUGAGCAGGACUUUGAAGUUUGGACACCCACUGUCAAGUUGUGUGCUCAAAUGACAAAAAUGCAGAUGACUACUGUUGGUAAAGCAGCUGAAUCUGCUAUCAGUUCUGAAAUCAAAACUCUGGCUGAUAUGUGAUUAUUUGCUUGGCUUACAAAUCCCUAACAGAUGACCAACAUGCAUCCUGUUCUCAGCGGUUUCCUGAGUAGAAACUUCAAAUUUAGUUCUUUGUAAAAAGGGUGGGCUGGCUCUCUGAGCAUGUGACGGUCAGAGUUGGAAUGAAACUUAUUGCUCCAUGAACUGGAUGAUGAAAUCGGCAGCCAGCCUUCUUCUGCUCUUCUCCCCUGCAAGGAGAGGAAGAAGGAGGGCAGCUGCAUCAGCACUUGUGCUUAGCUGAGUGUAGUGAGAGUAAAGUUCAGCAGAAUUGUUUGUGAGGACAGAAUGCAGCUGUGAAAAAUGUGCUCAGAGCCUACAUACCUUGACCUUGGAUCCUUUGAGGAGUAGAAGUAGCCAGUGCCAUGGGAGUCAUACCUCAUGAGAACAUCAGGUGAUAAGUUGUUCCAGUUUUCUAGUCUUUUGCCACUGGUCAUGUAUUACCUUUCCACCUAGUUUCCUGUUGACAUUGGUUUUAGCAAAAGCAGUUAUUGCUUUGGGCUUGUUUGGAUGUUAUCCCUUUGAGGUAUAAACUUCCUUGAAGAUGCGGUUGUAACAGGUGUCUCCAUUGCUUUUCAGACAGAAAAAAGGCCAUUCCCUGGUCUCAAAUCAGCUUUCUGCUAUCCUGUCUGAGGUCUCAUACAUACCUCUGCUUGUUCUGUGCCUAGAAAGAACAGGUCUGAGUGGUUUUGCUGUUGCCCUGCCACUUUCCCCCAGAUAUCCUACUCUUUAGAGCUAAACUGGAGCAACCAUCAAUCCGGAGAGACCCAAUAGACCUUUUUCUCUGAUUCAGUGGUUUUCCCAGGUGAAAGCAGUGAAGCAAGUGGAAGCUAUAUCUCCUUGAAAAAUAAGGAUACAAACCACAUGAUAUUCUAGUUGUACCAUGUUUGGUCCUUCCUGAAAGUGUGGCCUAGAACCUCAGCAUAGACUAGUGGUUUGGGUUAACCACUUGAAUCAUAGAAUUGUAGAGUUGGAAGCGACCCUUGAGCUCCAUGUAUGUGCAGCACAAAGCUAAUUGGGCCACCAUACACAGUUACCUGGGGAUAAGCACCAUUAAACUUCAGGGCUGUAAUGCCUUAAUACACCCCUUCUCUCAUCUGCAAGGGAUAUGUAAGUUGCAUCAAGGCUUCAUAUUUCCAGGAUCAAGCUCCUCCGCACAAUACAUUAAUGUGAUAUUUCCUAUAACACUUACAUCAUACAGUGGUACCUCGGGUUACAGACGCUUCAGGUUACAGAACCCAGAAAUAGUACCUCUGGUUAAGAACUUUGCUUCAGGAUGAGAACAGAAAUUGUGGCGGCGGCAGGAGGCCCCAUUAGCUAAAGUGGUACCUCAGGUUAAGAACAGACCUCCAGAACUAAUUAAGUUCUUAACCUGAGAUACCACUGUAUUAUGGAGCACUUCUGUGUAAGCCUGAAAACUGAUUUCUGUUGGUGGACUUGACUGCUUUUGACAAAAUGUUCUCAGUUCUUAAUAGUAUGGUGGAACAACUGAUGUGGUGCAGCUAUUUCUGCUGAGACUGGACAUGAGACACAGGAAAGGAAUCCCAGCAGCACAUCAGUGUGCAGUUUUUGAAUUGUGCACUUUUGUUUUAAUUCCAUGCCGUUUAGCUUAGUUUUAUUUAAAAGACUUUUAACCCACCUUUCAAGGUGCAGGGGCCUCAUGAGGUGGUGUGCAAGACUCUAAAACACCUUAAAAUAGAAUAGCUACAAUUUCAACAUUUAAACCACAAACUAAGAUAAGAGAGCAAGAGAGAGAGCGCACACACACUGGCAGCAUUUGCCUCCCCAUAUGCAGCACAAUUCAAUCCAACAUAGAAAAUAAUUAAAAUGCAUUUAUAGUUCUUCUUUUUUUAAGCAACAAAGCCCUAUGGCCUAUGUAUUUCUCCAGGGAGGGAGUUCCAAAGCUGUGCAGCCACCACUGAGAGAGCCUCAUUAUCACUAAUAGUAGCUCUCUCUGGCGUGGACUCGUUAUAUUAAACAAAAUCAUUACAUCUGUAUGGCAAGUGUGGCUAACCUGUGGCUUUCCAGAGGUUGCUAGACUCCAGUGUCCAUAAUCCCUGACCAUUGGCCAUACUGUCUGAGGCUGGUGGGAGCUGGAGUCCAGCAACUUCUGGAGGGGCUCAGAUGUUUGCUGGGAUAGCAGUGGACUGGAGGAAGAAUUGGCCUAUUGUGAAAAUUGGGAUUUAAUGUUUACAUUAGCUGCUUCAAGCUGUGGAGAGGCAGGUAAAAUGGGUUAAAUGAAUUCUAGGAAGUUGGGACCGACAUAUAGCUGUGUGUAAGGUAUCUGCCAAGGCAACAUGGCUUAGCUUGAAGGUUUGAGAACUACUCCCAUAGCGGAGUACCCAGUCAGAAUACUGCCGAAAGGCUUCUCCGGCAGAUUGCAUGGCAUCUCCUUUCCGCUUUGAAGGAGAUCGUUUUUAGGCAGCACUGUAUUAUUUCUCCCUGCCUGCUGUAGGUUCUGCUGCUCAAGCAGAGGAAUGUGUUGAGUUCAAGCUCCUGUAUAUACAGCAAUAGAGUUGGGUAUUCCUUAGAGGUUCUGUGACAAGGGAGAAGACCAAGCAGAGGAAGAUGAUGUCGCAUGAGAACGUUGCGUGUGAGGAGGCAGAGAUAAAAAGAGCAGAUGUCGCCAGAGCCCAUGUCUAUCUCUAAUUUCCAUAACUCUGUAAAUAGAGCAGAGAAUACUGUUAAAGGCUGGGGAAAGGAAUAUUGUGCGGGUUCAAUGAAUGAUUCCCGCCAGUUGCGCAAUAGGGCUUCUCCUCCCCCUGCACACACCCCAAAAUUGACUUUAGGGGAGUUGGGAGAAGCCCUGGUACAGCUCACAGGGGGGGGGGGAGGAGAGGUGGAAUCAUUCCAUCUGGCAAGCAGAAAUGGUUGCUUGGCUGGGGGGGGGGGAUUACCUUAACACGAUGUUGAAUUCUUCCCACUGAGUAGUACAGAAUUCAAACUGAGCUGUGACUAGUGUUCCUGGGCCUCCCCCCCCCCUUUGGCUUUUUGCAUAUUUAUGACCCAUAAGGAGCCCAUCACCACACCUUUCAACGAGUUCUGUGAAGCACUACAUCCCCAAAUGAAUCCAAGCCAAGGCAGCAUACAUAAAUAAAAAGCAUGGACUCAAAUUCACCCACUGCCAUUUUGAGGAAUUCCUCAUUUUCACCAAUGGUAGCAAAUGUGAUCUGUUCAUAUCUUUAAAUUGCCUGUGGACAUGUGAAUGCCUGCCAGAACAUUCGGGGAGGUGUUUUCUGCUUCUUGGAAUGUUACAAUUCUGCAAGUAGCUUUGUAAUUCUUUUCCUACACCCCUAACUUUCUCCUUGUUCAGUCCAUUGUGUUGCCAGUGGGAAUGGUUAUGUUUCUGAGGCAGCUCCCUUUGAGUCCAUCCUAAUUACUGGCAACAUAAACUAAAAGCACUGUUUUCUGACAUCUCCUUUUAGUCAUUUUUCUCCUUCCAUUCUGUUGACUCUUCCAGAUCCAAAUGUAUUUUAUUUGCUAAUUAUCCCAAAGUGUGCUGACAAUAUUCUUCACUUCAGACGCUAAAAUAUGAGAAACAGUAAUUUUAAAACCCAUCAGCCACAACCCUAAGUAGGCUUACUGAAAUGGGCCUGGGGAGAAUGUGGAGAAGUAUUGUUUAAGUAUUUAGAAGUUCCUGUCUAGACUAGGUCUAUGCGGUUCCCCCCACAAAGGCAGAAACAUUACUUCACCUGCAAAUGGAGCUUAAGGUUUAAACAACAAACUUUCAGGAACUCCCAUUUUGUGAGUUGCCUUGCUAGAUACUUUACAGAGCAAACAAGGGGAACGUGCUCGCUUCCCCCUUGCUGUUUGCGCUUGGUGUGACCCAAAGAUGCAAUUUAAUCUAAGCAGCAAGCAUAGCUGCUGAGUCUGUGCAUCAAUAAAAGUAAACUCUGUAAUUUCCCUCAGAGGACUGCUUAAUAAAUAGUUAGAAAAAAUGAUUUAUGAGAAACGUGAAGGCUACAAUACCAAUGCCUUUUGAAGGGCUUGCCACUGCUUUUCUUCACAGGGGUUUAGGAAGGGGGGCAGAUGCCCCGGGUGCCCUCACAGAGGGGGGUGACAUUUGACGCACCGCCUGCCCACGACUCCCAAGCCUACCCCGAGCCACUGGGGGAAGGGGGGAGCUGCGCCGCUUAGCUGGUGGCAUUCCCCCCUUCUCUCUUCAUUUUGACAGCUUGGGGGAGGCUUGGGAGUAGUGGGUGGCCCACACGCCGAAUGUCCACCAUGGGCGGCUCGCACAGCUGCAGGGCGCACGUGCCGCUCUGGGCACCCGAACGGCUAUCUCGCGCCUGGGAGGGCACCCUCCGCACCACACACCCCUCAGGAGCGCACCCGCCCUGAGCAGCGCGGACAUAUGCUCCGCCACUGUUUCUUCAUUACCCCAUUUUUUAAAAGUCAAAUAACCUAGUAUAUGUCCUGGAUGCCAAUGUAAGGAGUGGACAAGCCCUAUGAAUGCAUCCUUUUCAAAAGCCUUAUUGACUUCAAUUCAUAUUCUGCCGUCCAGCCUGUUGAAGUUCCUUGUUCAAGCAUUGUGCAUGAAUCCUAAAUAUGACUGCUGCUGAAUUCUCCUUUGACUCUCAUGUGUUCCUAGCCAAUGGUAGGGCUGUGUAGUCUGCGCCAUGGAGACUAACUUAUAUAACUGAAAUAUACAGUUUUGAUAUAGAAAAGCUUCUCUAAAAAUCAGGUGCUGAUGACUUACAAUUUCUCAUACUCUUCUUUUUCCUUCCCUACAUUUAGCUCAGGGGUGGGGAAGUUUCUGACCUUGUGGGCUAGAUCUUUUUCUCUCCCCAUUGGUCAACUUUAACAGGUGGGCAGGACCACUCACCUGUCAAUCAUCUGAUGUCCCAAUGAUGUGAGUUAUCCUGUCCACCUGUCAAAGGUGGCCUGCUGGGGUGGCAGGAGUUAGCAACCAAGCAGGUUUGAACUCCUUGUUUCAGCUGAUGUGCAGGCAAUCCUACCUGCCCCACACCUGGCACCACUUAUGCUGUCAGGCAUGGGGCAGGUAGGCAUGGUUUGGGGGAAACAGCCUCACAGGCCAGAUUUAGCCCACAAGCUGGAGGUUCAUCAACUCUGAUUUAGAUGAUGCCAAAGAAGUGAACCCCUAUUUUUGCUCCGAAAUUAGUUGAUGUCUUCAUUUGUGCAGUUUCUUUUAGAAAAGUGGUAUAAAUAAAAUAGAUAUUGCAUAUUGCAAUUGCAUGCUUGACUUCGCAGAAUUCUUCUUCUAAGAUUGAACUGUCCAAAUAAUGUGGGGUGGGUAUGUGUGUGUGCUGGAACUGUUAUGGCUGUUGGGGAGGUUUGAAAUAAAGCAGGGGAAGAAUAAGAGAUAAAGGAUUGGUGAGCUAUAAAGAUAUGGGAUAAAAAUGAGAUGAAAAUUCAUUUUCGUAAAUUCUAAUAAUUUAAUAGACUGUCUUGUUUAGGACAACUCAUUGUUCUAUUUUGCUAAUUAUCCUGUGGAGUUGUGAUACACUUGGGUGUGGUUGCACUUUGUUCUUUUAAGGCUUAUUGUCCCCCAAACCAUAACAUUAUUUGAUUUGAUCAGUUUGAUCAAGUGAUUGCUGGAUAUUAUAGUUACUGUUGCAGUUUGCUCACUCAUUGUGGACCAUGGUAGAUUAUGAUCACUGUGUGGAAGCCUGCCCAAAAGUAUUCUGGGUUAAAAAAAAAUCUUGCCUUGUGCUGUGAUAACACUGAAUGAACGAGGAAGGUAGAGGAUAAGUAUUGCUAGGUUUGUUCAUGCUUUGUGGUGUUAAAGACAUCUGCCCAUUCAUGAUGGUGCUUUUUAGGGCUCCUGAACAUGAGAGUAUUUAGUAAUGCUUUUCCUUCAACCUGCAGAUUCAGUACAAUAACACUGAAGUAUAGUUUAACCUGAAUUCAGUAUCCACAAUAGUUUGCUCUGAGAUAGGCCUUCACUGUCUUUCUCUAUUAAUUUUGUUGUGAUCUUACAGACUGCUGCCUUUAGGGAAUCAUUGAUCCUAGCCUGAAGAAGCAUAUAUUUAUUCCGAGUGAGCUCUGCUGAAUUAAUUGGCAAUUACUUCCUGGAAAGUACCGUAUGUUUAAGAUAGCAAGUGAAAUAUCAAAGUAGUAUGAAAAUGGAUCAGUUCUCCUCACCACACAAAUUGGCAGAGUUAGGUUUGAAUAAGGGCACUUAAUGUGCUUGUGUUUCCUUCCUUAUUGUUGAGUCUUAACAUUGCAUAGCACAAGGGUAGCCAGCAUGGUGCCCUUGUGGAAUACAGUGGUACCUCGCAAGACGAAUGCCUCGCAAGACAAAAAACUCGCUAGACGAAAGGGUUUUUUGUUUUUUGAGCUGCUUCGCAAGAUGAUUUUCCCUAUGGGCUUGCUUCGCAAGACGGAAACGUCUUGCAAGUUUGUUUCCUUUUUCUUAACACCGUUAAUACAGUUGCGACUUGACUUCGAGAAGCAACUCAUAGAACGCGGUGUGGUAGCCUUUUUUGAGGUUUUUAAAGACUUUGGUGAUUUUUGAAGCUUUUCCAAAACUUUCCCGACACCGUGCUUCGCAGGACGAAAAAAAUCGCAAGACGACAAAACUCGCGGAACGAAUUAAUUUCGUCUUGCGAGGCACCACUGUACAAAGUCCAUCAGCCGCAGCCAGCAUGGCUAGUGUCAGAGAUGAGAGGAGUUGUAAUCCAAACUACAUCUUGAGGGUCACAGGCUCCCCAUUUCUGAGAUAAGCCAGUGUCAUUGUCCCCCUUAUGGCUGAUGAGGAACUGAGGUUGAGAGAGCAUGGCUGCCACUUAGUGGGUCCACGGUGGAGGUAAGAUUUGAACCAGGGUCUUCCUUAUUCACAGCUCACAGAUUAAUUCUAACUAUGUCUACUCAGAAGUAAAUCCUAUUUAGUUAAAUAGGGCUUACUCUCAGGUUAAUGGGGUUGAGAUUGCAGCCUCUUAGGCACUGUGCUGUAUUGCAUUUAGUCAUGUUCUUUAAUCCCUUGAAAUUUUGAAAACCUAUAUUUUACUUGCUUCAUCUCCGCUCUUCAGAAUCACUCCAUUUGUUCACUGAAAACUGAAAGUCCCCUCCAUAUGUUUUAAAAGUUUGUCAUGACGGAAGGUCAUAAAAAUGGCACUUCUUUAGAGCUAACCAUUAAGGAAGGUGAGACUGAGUCUGUUUUUAGAAUGUGUGCGGUUUUUGAGUAACAGAUGACAGUGCUUUAUUUUUAAAAGGGGCCUCUUUUUGCAAUUAACAGAAGGUGUUUGUUCAGCAUGUGGUGUGUCAUAAAUCAAGUAAGACCUUUGGUCAUCAAUCACUGUUUUGUAUUUAUUUAAGGUAAUUAUAUCCUACACUUCAUAAUAUUUACCCCAGGAUGGUUUACAAACACCAGCGGGAUUGGCAGCUUAUGUGAUGGAGGGUGCUGAAAUUUGUAAAUAUUUUCCUUCAGUCAGUGCACGUUAAUCACUAAUGGGCCUUCCUUCUGACUAUAUCCUUGAACUAUAUCCAUCAAAGGGAAAACUUUGUACCCUUGAGGAAAUAAGUAGCUGAAUAGUCUUUUGCAGGUUCUCUUACUGCCCUAACCUUUGUCUCACAAACAAACCUACACACACACACACACAGAGAGAGAGAGAGAGAGAGAGAGAGAGAGAGAGAGAGACUGAGACUGUAUAGGAAGUACCUCCUGAUGAACUGUAGCCCAAGUAUCUGUUUGCAGUGCUAGGGCUUAGACACACUGAGCAACUGCAACCUAUCCCUUCCCCAACCUGGUGACCUCCAUAUGUUUUGGACUACAACUUUCUUCAGCCCCAGACAGAACAUGCUGGAGCUGAUUGUUCGUUGUCGUCCAUGACUUAGGGAGCAAACCAGGCAUGGCAAGGCAAGGCUGCCUUAGAGCAAAAGGGACUGGCUGUGAUAGCAACACAGCUUAUAUUUGUGCCCCUGUAAUGUUGCUAAGUUUUACACCAAAGCGUACCUACUUGCUUUCACUGGGAGAUGUUUGUUCUUAAAAUUAAUCCAGGUCAAACAGUCCAAAUUCUGUUUUGAGCUUAUGCAGUACAGUAUAACUAGUCUGAAAAGUUUGUAUGAAGUUCUUUUUUUUUGUAUUUAAAAAAUACUUUGUAUGACUUGCAUACAAGCCAAAAAAAGAUCAAUUUCUGUUCUAAUACUUAUUGCCUAUUGAAUUUUUAUUGUUGUGACCUGCCCUCAGGUCAUUUGAUGAUGAAGGCAGGAUUUCAGCAAUAUAAAUAAUAUUAUUUUUUAGAAGACUCAUAGUGGAACAAAUUCCCUUUGUGAUAUUCAACUUAGGCCGCAAGCUAAACCUACUUACCUGGGAAUAAGAUCCACUUAAUUUAAUCAGACUUACUUCUGACUGAAUAGACAUGGUUAAGAUUGUUCUGUCAGUCUUACUUGAGGUAGCCCCACUGAAGUCAAUGGAUUUAAUUUCAGUGAGUCUGCUUUGAGUAUGAUUAAGCUGGAUAUCACCCUUUUUUAUUUUUAACAGGGGCCCCCAGUUGCAAAGUGCCUUCCUACCAGCCUUUAAUUACUGCCCCACCCCAAAUGUCCCCCCUCUCUGCCAUCCACCCGUUCCAUGUUUGCUGCUCUGACUGUUCGCUGUCAUCCCACACCCCCUCAAGAUGCAUUGGACUGAAGGACAGAGGGUUUUUGUAGAGCAUGCUGUGAGGGUGUAAUGCAAUUAAACAAGGAUGCUAGCCAUCUGUCCUGGUUUUCAUCAGGCUGAGGAAUGAAUCAUGUGUUCCUGUAGAGGCAGAGUUGGGGCACACUCAUCUUUGGACCUCCAUGCCUAGACAAGAAGAAGUGCUGUUGUCUGCAUGUGGGAUGUUACAUGCAUAUUACCCUUUAAUUUAGAGGGAGGUGAAUUGGAAGCAAAAAAUGCAUGACAAGAAGGUACGACCAGUGCUUUUUUUCUAGGAGGACGCAGAGGUCCGCAUACCCCUAAACAUUUUGUGAAUCUAAGUUUGGCCUCAUUGAAGGGCAAUAUUUCAAUAUGAGUAGGAAAAUGAGAGCACCCCUAAACAUUUUUUUUAGAAAAAAAGCACUGGUACGACACAGAGACCUGAGUGCACAGUCAAGUAAAUUUGCUGCUGAAGAAGGAAAGGGAACGGUGCAAGUGUAAGCAAUUUCUGAUUGCCUGGAAGUGAUGGAGUGCAUCACAGGGAAGGCUGGAAUGUGGGGAACGUCUGCGGGGGGGGGGGGGACGUGUCUCUGUGCAUGCAGAUCAGACUGUCUCCGUGUGUGAGAGCAGGACGCCCCCGCCCUUCUGCAGGCAGCAAUCCGUUAAUACCUCUUGCGGUGUGUGUGUUCAGGACCAGAUGUGAGAUUAGAUGCACUCCUUGUGAAUGCAGAUGGCUCAGUCACCUUUCCACUAACAUAACCUCUGACCUCCAUUUUGUGAGACUGAAGAGCACUUAACUGUAGUGGCUUUAGUUACUGAGCCAAGUAGCAGCACCUUGGAGGGACUGUCUGUGCUACUUAGAGAACCAAAGUCCGCUUUUUGCUGCCUGAACCACGAGACUUUUCUCUCUGAGGAAGCUGUAGAAAGGAGACGUUGUGCUUGCUUAUCCUCUGGUGUGUAACAUUUCCUGCUAAACUGCCCAUAAAUGGUCUUUGGAGUAAUAGUCUCCAUGGCAAGGAAGUCUUUUUGCUGUCUCCUAUUGUUUCUAAAUUAUUGUACAUUGUGUCUUUAAUAGUGUAAGCCAUCUGGGAAGUGGUUUUUUUUAUUGAUGGGCGGAAGCUAUAUAAAUGUAGUCAAUAAACAGCAGUGAUACUGGCUGUGGGAAGCCGUAAGCCGUGAGAGCAUUUCAUUUUAAUUCUAUUUAUCUAAUUGAAAGCAUUUCUAAACUGCUGAAUGCUUUAAGAUCUCUUCACAAAAAUGCCAUAUAAAAACAGAAAUUUGGUAAUAACAGGGUCCGGUGAAACCUAGACAAAAAUAUGUCUUUACAAGACAUCUGAAACAACUGGUGGAUGAUGUGUCAUGUAUGGAAGACGGAAGGACUUUCCAGAGGCAAUGCUUUGUUUGUUUUUGGUUCAGUGCCCUGCAAUAUUCUGUUAGGGUGUGAUUCUGUGAGUAAAAUUUCCUCAGAUGAUCUUACAGCACACGAUAUAGGGGGAAGCAGUCUUUCAGGUAACCUGGUCUUUAAGUCAUUCAGGGCUUUGUAUCUUAGCAACAAGACCUUGAACAUGACCUGAUAGCUAACUGACAGCCAAUGAAGCUGCCUCAGAACAGGUGUACUAUGUAUAUCUCCAGGUGUCCCACUCAACAGCCUGGGGCAGCGUUAUGUGGAGGGAGCCCCACAUAAAGCAUAUUACAGUCGAUGAGUUGUGAGGAACUCAUGACUCAUGGUGGUCACAGGAAAUGGCAUAGUUGGUGCACCAAAAUCAGUUGAUAAUAGGUGCUCACUGAAGUUGCUUGGGCCUACAGUGACAAAGGUGGUUCUAGAGUUGCCCCCCCCCCAAAAAACACAACAACAACAGUGUGCCUAUUUUGUCAGAGGGAGUGCAACUCUGUCCAGAACUGCUAAAACUCCCCAAUCCUGUAUCUGGGAACAAAUUAUUUCAUCUUCCCUCAACAUUUCUCAUGAUGAUUUGCCUGAGUCUUUGCCUGAAUUUUUCUUUUACUAAGGAAGCGAAUUUGGGUGGCAGCUCUCAUUUGAUUUUUUUACUGUUGAAUCUUGUUUUAGCAGGUGCAGAGGGUAGCUUGAGGGGGGUGCAAGUGAAAGAUGGAAAUCGUCUAAUUCUAGGUCACUGGCUCCAGUCCAGCUUCAGAUUCAGAACUGAAAUUGCUUGCAUCCAAUAAAUUACAGCUGGGAACUGUUUCCUCCCCUUCUUCACUCGCAGUGUUCUUUUCUGCAGGGCUCGGACCUUCUGUACAUUUCUCUGCUCAAGCUGCUUCACACACAAUGCUUUUUUCUGUUUAGAGUCAAGACAAAAUGUGUACACGAUCAUAUAUUAAAAGCCUGUCCCUGGCUGUUUUGUCACAAAUACAUGCGUUUGGAAGCUAUUCUAUUAACUUGAAAAUAAAUUCAUGGAGAAAGCUCAUCUGCAUUCUCUGUCCAGCUCAAUUUGACCUGUGGAAGAAAGGAAAAACUCAGAAUUGAAAGCUGGAAGAAGCAUUCUUCUUUUGAAUUGAUAUUUCUCUGACUGCAUAAGCAGUAGCAUAUUCCAUUCCUCCAUACCAGCCUUCCUCAAGCUGUCUUCCUUCCAGAUGUUUUGUACUAUAUCUUCCCCACUGACCAUGCUGGGAGCUGUGAUCCAAAAUAUCUGGAGGGACAGAAGGUUGGAGAAGGCUCCUCAGUACCCUUGGACAACUUUUGGGCAAACAUAGAUUUUUUUGCUCGUUUCUGCUUGUUUCUCUAUUGCUCCUGUCCAAGUUUGGGUCACACAGAAUAGAUGUAGAUGUUGUUGGGCAGCAAGACAGUGUGUUUUAUUGAUUUCUCCUUGCUCUUCUAACCGCAGAUAACUGAAGUGGCUCACAAAGUGUUAAAACAACAGUAAUUAAAUCUGAAAUAAAAGUUUUUGUUUUUGUUUGUAUUGCGUAGUUUGAGUUCUCAUUUUGUAUUUUUAUGUUGCGAACUGCCCUGUAAUCUUCGGGUGAAGGGUGGCAAGCAAAUUUAAUAAAUAGUAAUGAUAAUGAUAAUUAACUCAGGCAUUCUAGACUUUUGUUGAAGGGCAAUAUGGACAUACCUGUAAUUCAUUAUUGAGUCUUUGCUCCAGCUCAACCUGUCAGACCUAUGUUAUAUGUUAUGGCUUGUUGUGGCUGGAUCCCAUGCUACUGCCAGAAUGCUUGAAUAGCAGGGAGGGUGGGAGGUGUGUGGCUCACAUGGGAAGCUUCCAUAUUAGCUAGCCACAAAGACUCCUGCAGAGGCAUGGGGUCCAGGCAACCAACCAUUUUGCAUCAGUAACAAUAAGAAUUUGCUCAUUGUUAGAGUAGAUGUAUGGAAGGUAAAGGUAAAGUGACCCCGACUAUCAGGUCCAGUCGUGGAUGACUCUGGGGUUGCAGUACUCAUCUCGCUUUACUGCCCGAGGGAGCCGAAGUACGGCUUCCGGGUCAUGUGGCCAGCAUGACUAAGCCGCUUUCUGGCAAACCAGAGCAGUGCAGGGAAACGCCAUUUACCUUCCCGCUGGAGCGGUACCUAUUUAUCUACUUGCACUUUCAUGUGCUUUCAAACUGCUAGGUUGGCAGGAGCAGGGACUGAGCAACGGGAGCUCACCCUGUCGCAGGGAUUCGAACCGCCAACCUUCUGAUCAGCAAGCCCUAGGCUCUGUCCAACCAACAGUGCCACCCACGGCCCUCUUAGAUGUAUGGUAUACAGCUUUUUUUAGACAGCAAUUUUUAUUAUAUAGUCACAGACCCAGUAUUUCAUUAAGAAGCUGUGUCUGACCUGUACCUUGUAUUUUCUUCCAACUUUCGAUCAACUCACGUUCUACAAGAAGGCUAUAUUUCCUUCUCAUGGCUCACAUGGUCUACGGCAACAGUCCUCGCAGCCAUCCAAGUCAACCAUCUGUAAUAAUUUAUUAGAAUCUUAAAAGCCAUUGUGUGCUUCACAACUGACAGCCUCUAAGGUUACUGAAUCUGUCACUAGAUCUUCCAGUCUUUUUAAGGAUUUUUGUUUUCAUUUUCUCCUCGUGAUCUUGGGAGUAGCUGGAACAUUGAGAUAAGAUGACUGCUCUUCCUCAAUUUUGUAAAUACAGUAAGCCCACUAUUUAAGUAAAUUAACUUGUGCACAUUCAGCUUUACGUGCUUGGCAAUUUAAAAUAAAAAUAAAAGGGGGUGGGCAUCCAGGAAAGAAGACUGGCAGUCCCACCCACCAUUGAACCCAAUGUGUUUUGACUAUACACAAUUUUGGCCUUAGGUGCUAUCUCCAGAACCUAACUCCCAUGUAAGUUGCAGGUUUAGUGUACUGUAUAUAUUUACCUCAAAAACAAAGCAUCUAAAUCUCUCUCCCACACCUGAAACAAAGAAUGCAAUAUCAUAAUCAAAGAAACUUAUAUUUUGGGUAUCUCUGAAAGCCGGACUCUGGAAACUCUGUGAUAACAUUGAUGGUACCCAAUCUUUUCUCCUCCCUUUAGCUUUUAUUCUCUGCACUCUGUUCUCUUGCCUCUCCAUCUGAGACCUGUGAUGCACAACCAACAUCAGUGCUAUGUCCUGCCCUUGAAAGGCCUUGGCCUUGACUGUGCAGCAUGACUUCUAGUCAGUCAGCUUUACUGUAUGUAGUUUGUUGACCUUCGGGCCUGGUUAUCCUUUUGUCACCUUUCCACCCAAGGCAGAACGAGUCCCUAAGAGGGUGUAGUUUGUAGAGGGUGUAGUUUGUUUGGUUUUUGUUGCUCAGCAAGUGAUGACGAAUGAUGUGCUAUUUUUAAGAGCAGGCGUUGGAAGCCUGGAGUCAAUAUUGUAGAGGUGCAUAGUUAAAUAAAGGCAGACAUUUCAUUUCAGGAAGAGCAAAGCAGACUAAGGAGCAGAGGGAGGGGGAUCCAGCUUUGGGGGAGAGGCUAAAGACCCUUGGUUCCCUUUCUACUUAAUCUGCACAAAGGAAAAGUAUCUCCAACUCUUCACUAGUUUGGAGAAGGCUACCAGCAUUAGGUGUGGUCUGCCUCCAUACCUUUUCUUGAGCCCUUUCUUCUAAUGGAAUAGAACCACCCUCUUCUUCCACAUCCUGGUAUUUCCCUUGCUGUUGCAGUUUCUGUGCGUAGGAAAAAUGGACACAAACCACAGAACAUACAGUGGAAGCAGCCAUCUUUGACCAGGUGGAGAUCCUGCUCUUGCUGUUACUGUAGAGCUACCUUCCCUAGAUUUCUGACAGCUGGUGAUGGUGGUGGCAAGGCUGGACUUCAUGAGCUUAGGAUACAGGAGGCAAAUCCUUCUGCAUUUGCACCAUUUUUUAAAGUGAUCAAGUGGUUUGUGGUGGUUGGUUUCCAUCACAAGGUUUGACGUGGUCUCACUUUUCAUGUGUUUCAUGUGUUUCAGUGGCUUACAGGGAUUUAUACAGUCGUACCUUGGCUCCCGGACGCCUUGGGAGUUGAACAUUCCGACUCCUGAAUGAUCGAAAACCGGAAGUGAGUGGUCCGGUUUUCGAACAUUCUUUUGGAAGCCAAAUGUCCGGUGCUGCUUCCGUGGCUUCCAAUUGGCUGCAGGAAGCUCCUGCAGCCAAUCGGAAGCUGUGCCUUGGAAGUUGAAUGUUUUGGAAGCCGAACGAACUUCCGGAAUGGAUUCCGUUUGGCUUCCAAGGUAUGUGUAUUACCCAAAGUUGUUGAGCUUUUUUGAGAAACAAAAAAGGAGGAUUUUAUGAUCCAUUUUUAAGGAAAAAACACUACCAACGUGAGUUACCAUACAUGCAGAUUUCCCUGGACAUUUAAGCAAUUUCCGCAAGGACACAAUUUCCGACGGCCGAAUCCCAGCUAUGUCCUGUAUAGCAACCCUAAUUUAUAUUAUUGAUAGUGUGUGAGAAUUUUUUCUUCUUAAUGUUCUAUUUAGUAUUCUGAGAUGUUUUUUUACAUAAUGGUAUCUGGAGUAAUCUUUGUAACUUAAAGACAAUGCAGAAUGAUUUUUGCCAAUUAAAAAGAGAAAAGAUGCAACUCCAGCCUAUAAUAUUAAGAUGUUUCCUUUACCACCAAACUGGACUAAGGAGGUUGGACUUGGUGUAAAAUAUGGUUGUGUGGUUCUUCUCCUUUAAUUCUUGCCAUCUUGUCCCUUUACAGAAACAGGACCAGGAUGAUGCCGAUGAUGACCUGGAAAUCGCUAUUGACAACACAGCUUUCAUGGAUGAAUUCUUUGCAGAGGUAAGGAGAGUCCGGGAGAGAGAAAAUGUAGACCUGAAAUUAAAACUAAGUCCAAGAAUCAGGGCACAUGGAUAGGCUGGGUUUUAAUGAGGUUUGGUUUAUUUGUUUCCCUUGUGACAAGUACUCACUUUCUUGGGAAGCAGGUACAGGCAGAAGCUAGACUAUGCUUUGCAUUCAGAAUUGUGUUCUAAAAGUGCCAAGUGAAGUUUUCUGCUUAUCAUUAUUUGACUUUCCUGUCUCAUAUUCAACAGUGCUUAGCCGUGCUGUCUCCUCUGGAGCCUUAACAGUUUGCAUUUCCUCCAUGUGGAGUAGUAGUCAAGUGACAUACAAUUACAUAGAUAGGAAAGUACCAUACAUUGACAGCAUCCAAAGCUGUGACGGCUGCAGCUGUUCCUAAAUAUGAUUGUAUGACCUGGGGAGGGAGACAGCUAAAGUGAGGUAUGCAUGAAUGAGCUUGGUGCUGACUCUGUAGGGAUUAGGCUCUUGAUUUCCCCACACCUACCCUCCCAGCGGUGUCAGUGUAAUGGUAAGAUUCCUCUUCAUUUUGUUUCCAUAACUUUGCAGAUUGAAGAAACCCGGCAGAAUAUUGACAAAAUUUCCGAAAAUGUAGAAGAGGCAAAAAAGCUGUAUAGCAUCAUCCUGUCAGCCCCAAUCCCUGAACCAAGUGAGUAAGACACAAACCCCCUUGAGAGAAAUUUUUGGCAAUGAUUCUUAUGGACUUUCCCCUACUCUGAGAACACAGAACCAAACCUGCUAAACCUUUCUUGUCUCCCUGCCUCUUGAUAUACUGUGUAAGAGAGUGAGGGGCUACUUGGAAGUAAACAGCCUGAAGAGUCUUCCUCUGCUCUCCUUUCAGGUUUCAGAAGGCUGUGGACAAAGUUCCCUCUUGUGCAGGCCCUCCUCCAGUUUAAUUUCCCACAAUGCCCCAAAGUGAUACUAUGAUAGGGGCAUGGUGAGAAAUUAAAUGGCCACCUCCCACUGAUGCCACCAGGUAAAUGCUGGGAGCCAAAUUGUUGGUGGGCCCUGCGGUCCCAGCAGCUCUCAAGUGACAACCUUUUCUCUUUCCCCUGCUCUGUCGUGACUUCAAAACAGGAUUCUUUCCAAGAGGAUGCUUGCUGCUGUUCUCAUGCUGCUCAGCACUGAUGUCUAUUCUUGUGUUCUGCAGAGACUAAGGAUGACCUGGAGCAGCUCACAGCAGAUAUCAAGAAAAUGGCUAACAGUGUCCGAAACAAACUUAAGAGUAAGUAACAUGUCCCUCGGGCAGACUGGUCUUGGAAGUUCUAAUUUAUAGUGCUCAGCUCUCAUUUAGGGGAUGCCUAAAGCAGGGAUGGGCAACCAAAUCUGGCUCCCCAGCUCACCUUCUACUCAUCAGCUGUUCAAUACAGAGCAGAUGAGAGGAGAAAGGGCUUUGUUGUGCAAAGUGUGCAGUUGCAACUCUGAUCUCUGCAGAGACAUCAAGCAGAAGAGAAAAUGUCUCAGAAGAGACGUAGACUUACGUUCCUUGAAAAUAUGCAAGAAGUCAGUCAAGAAUUCUGCAAUUGUGUGCAUGCAGUUUUUGGAAUGCAAUUGCUUUUUGAAGUUUGAGGUCUUGAAUUGCUGUAAGUUAGGGGUUUCAACCUAGCUGUGUUUUGAUGUCAUUUGCAUUAUUCCAUGGGGAUUAAUGACUUUUUUUGCUUUUUGAACAGUUAGGACAGAGAAAUGUAUUGUAGAGCGUUUUAGGUUUUUUUAUAACCUUUGUUUAAAAAGAAUCAGAGGAGAAAAUGGAAGUUUAAGUAGAAUGGGUGUGGGAGUCUGAGAGAGAGAGACAUUUUGUGUGGGUCUGGCCUUGCCCACUUUGGAGUUUGCUCCAUCCACUACUGGGAAAAAAUUCCCAUCCAGCAUAAAGUGUAAGCAAUAUACAGUGAUACCUCGGGUUAAGAACUUAAUUCGUUCUGGAGGUCUGUUCUUAACCUGAAACUGUUCUUAACCUGAGGUACCACUUUCGCUAAUGGGGCCUCCUGCUGCCGCCGCACGAUUUCUGUUCUCAUCCUGAAGCAAAGUUCUUAACCUGAGGUACUAUUUCUGGGUUAGCGGAGUCUGUAACCUGAAGCGUCUGUAACCCGAGGUACCACUGUACUAGCGUCUCUCUCUUCUGUAGCUGCAGGCUGAGCACCCUGGCCCAGUCUUCUUGCUGCCCCCCUCUGCAUGUUCCUCUCUCAUCACCAAAGUAAUUAAAUUAUGCAGACUCUUAAGAAAAGGACUUGUUCCUACAAACCACGGCAAUAUGCUAGUACGCACACUAAUGUAGUAGGAGGGAGGGAGAAUGGUCAGAGGCACCAGCUUCUCCAGUGGACAGGGUGACAUGAUGUUGUACAACGUUCUCUGAAAAUGCCUCGGCCCCUAGUAGUUGGCACCUAUGAGAGUGGUAUAGGCAUUUGCCUAGGCAAAGGGACACCAGACGUCUUCACUGUGCAGGAUAGAAGCAGAGCAUCUUUCCAUCAACUCCUUUCCCUGCAUUCACAGGUAUGGAGAGGAAUAUUGAACAGGAUGAGGUUCGAUCCUCAGCUGACCUGCGGAUACGGAAGUCCCAGGUAAGCAGAGCUCUGUGGCAAUUCCAUACUGUUGGACGCCUUUGCCCGCUGUUAGCCAGUGGUCAGAAAAGAAGGGAGAAAAACUUUUCUGAAAGCAACAAGAGGCUAACUGCUGCAGGGGGUGGUGGGGAAAGUGGGGAAUAAUCUGGAACUCAAAUCCUCUUGGGAGCCACAUUCUCAGGCCUGCAUCUGAAUCCCAGUUGUGCGGGAACUAGCUGUAGUUCUUCCCAAGCCCAAUUUAAAGUACUGGUUCUACCCAGUAAAGCCUUGGACAACUCAGGCUCUAAUACCUCACACACCGCCUUUCCCCGUGCAAACUUACCUGGACCCUAAGAUCAGGAUCUGAGGCCCUUCUCUCCAUUUCCCCCCAAGAGACAUUUUCAUAUAUUUGGUGCCAGGCAAAGGUGUUUUUAUUCUACCAGGCAGUUGGACUCUAAUAAUAUUGUGCUUUUGUGAUAUUUUGUUUAUUUCUGUGUUUAUCCAAGAGCAAGUGAGGCUACUUUUGUAUUUCAGGGUGGAUUUUUUUAUUAUUAACAUUAUUAGCUGUUGUAUUGCUUUUAAAUGAUGUAUUUAUGAGCCAUGAGAUAUUGUUGUAAGUCAUUUCAGCACUGUUUUUGUAAUGAAGCAUUGACUAAAUUAAUAAUGAUGAGACUUUUUUCACAUGCUCAGAGGGACUGCUUGCUUUUCAUGGUGGAACAAAACUGGUUCCAAGUUGAACCCUCUAGUUCGAAUUAGGCCCUGAUAGCUAGCUUUAAAAAAGGAGAGAGUGAGAAAGAAGCUGAUGGUUUCUGAUCCAUAGCUUGGAAGGGUGAGGAAUGAACUCUGCAUCUUUUGCAGUUUGUUUCACACAAGCUGCUUAACUGUAAUUUUUAAAUAUUUAAAAUGCUUUUGCUUAUGCAAAUGAUUUUCAGUUUCUGAAAGAUAACACUUAAACACGCACACAUUUGAAAACUUGAAGGUAUUAAGUCUCUUUUUAAUGCAGACUCAAAGACUUAUGGGUUUUCCAAAAAACCCAAAAUCUUUCAGUUUCCAGCUUCCAAAAAAUAAUGCCAGUAGAGAAUUGGCAGAUCAGCCAGGGUCCCUUGAGUUAUCACUUCUUCCUGUCUCCAGCAUUCAGUCCUUUCCCGAAAAUUUGUCGAUGUGAUGACGAAGUACAACGAAGCACAGGUCGACUUCCGGGAACGGAGCAAAGGAAGGAUUCAGCGACAGCUUGAGAUCAGUAUGUCUGCUUUAUGCCUUGGCCUUUACCUUUGGGUAGAGCAUGAUCCUGAAUGCUAGAGCUGGGUUCUUCUGCCUAGAAGCAUUUGCACCCCUUCCUGCCCUGGUAGUAUUUGUAGCUCCCAAGGAAGUGUUUGUUCUUGUUGCAGUACCUGAAGCUCUUGUUCUCUCCCUGUUUCUUUCCCUGGGAUGCAGCUGGGAAGAAUACAACAGAUGAGGAGCUGGAGGAAAUGCUAGAGAGCGGGAAUCCAUCAAUAUUCACAUCUGGGGUGAGUGUGUUUGAAGGUAGUUUGUGUGAAGGUGACUGCUAGGUUGUUUAAGGUUGAGAAGAGGAGAAUAAUAAUAAUAAUAAUAAUAAUAAUAAUAAUAAUAAUAAUAAAUUAUUAUUUAUACCCCGCCCAUCUGGCUGAGUUUCCCCAGCCACUCUGGGCGGCUUCCAAUCAAGUGUUAAAAACAAUACAGCAUUAAGAAGAAUGCAAAAGAAUAUCUGUGGAUUGCAGGAGCACCAAGUCUUGUUGGUUGGAGUUGCAAGAUGGCUGAGUUUGGGCAUGUUGUGAAAUGGAAGAGUAUAUCCAGUGAGAAGAGCUGGGAUAGAUUGAAGGGGAGCAUAUGAAAACCGCAGUGCAGAACUUUUGGAAGCAAUGUUCUGCAGAGCAUGGUUACUAUGGUACAUUUGCAAAUGACAAAUCUUGGGCCUUUCCUAGAUUAUGGAUUCCCAGAUCUCAAAGCAAGCAUUGAGUGAGAUUGAGGGACGGCAUAAGGACAUUUUGCGGCUUGAAAGCAGCAUCAAGGAGCUUCACGACAUGUUUGUGGAUAUUGCCAUGCUAGUGGAAAAUCAGGUAACUGAGCUAUGGGGCAGGGGGUGGAGAGAAAAAUGGAUCACCAAAUGGAGACCUUGAUAAAAAGCAAAGGUGGCAAUGAAAAGCAGAGCGCCCAGAGGUGGUUAUCUGUUUAACCAUGGGAAAUGAGGUUGACAACCUGUAAAGGCAGCUUCCUGAGGGGCAUCAAGUUGCCCAUUGAGUAAAAGGAAAAUUGGACUAGAUGGACCUUUGGUCUGAUCCAACAGCAUGCUGCUUUUGUCCAUAUAGUCAGAGUGCAGAUGUUUGUGGCAUGGGAAACAAGAGAAAAUGGGGGUUGAGCAGAGAGAUGGGGUUGCAGAGGGGAUGCUAAAGGGAAGAGAAAUAAGUUAACAGGGAGCAUUUGCAAAAAUGCUUUCCAACCAGUUAAUGUAACAGCGCUUCUGAGUUAACAAGCAUGCACCCCAGCAUAAUUUGCAGCCCUUGUCUAGGGGUUGACAGAGUACUGUCUGCAUGUGGCUGACUGAACCUAAAUAAUGGUAGGCUAGGGUAGUCUGAUGAAGUCCAUUAUUAAGGUAAUUUGGAUACUAGUUGAGAGUAACUUCAUUUGCUAAUAGUUUCCUGUCUGACUAGUCUGGAGCGUGGCUUGCUACCCUGUUACAUUCCUGGGGAUAGAGCCCUGUCUCCUGGACUAAAGAGGCUGUGUCACCAUCUUCUCAACUAGUCACUAUUCCACUAUGCUAUCCAAAAACUAAAGAAGGUGUUUUCACAACUGUGCUUAUUAACACCUAUCAGUUAUGAGGCAGAAAUGGUCUGCUUAGAGAUUAGUAUGGAAGCCUGAAUACUACUAAGGCCCCAUUUCUUGUUUUCUGCUCACAAUGCAAUGCGGAGGAAAUGACGGUCAGGUCAAACUAUGGUGAGUGUUUUGUUUUCAGAAUUUAAAAAGUGUUUGGGUGGGAGGAGGGAGGGAAUAUGGGCAAGUUGAUGGUCGAUGGAAACCAUAUGCCUGGAAGAGUCAUUCAUUCAGAGGGAGGGUAACAGCUGUGAGGCGAACUCCUGGCUUGCAUGAGGAGAGGGCAAGCAUUCAAGAGAGCACAGGAAUUACAUGGCAGGAAAUCCAUGUUGCAGGGGGGAAGUAAGCUGAAGGUUUCAUAGAAUUAGGUGGGGGAAACUGGGGGUAUUAGCCAUGGCAGUAGGCAUUUUGCAGCAUGAUAACAUUAUUUCUCUUUGCUUUUCUACCCCCUUCCCUUAAACCUUCCCACAGGGAGAAAUUGUAGAUAACAUAGAACUCAACCUGAGGCACACCUUAGAUCACGUAGAGAAAGCUCGCGAGGAGACCAAAAAGGCCCUGAAAUAUAAGAGUAAGGCACGCAAGGUGAGCCUCUCCUGUGGACUACAAGCUCUCUGCUGCCGGACGCCUUGCUGGCUGACACUUUCUGUUUCUGCCUCUCUGUUUCGCUUUCGGCUUUCCUCUUCCUCUGCAAGGGAGGCAUGAUUGACCGCAUAGAGAACAACAUGGACCAAUCAGUAGGCUUUGUGGAACGGGCUGUGGCUGACACCAAAAAGGCCGUAAAGUAUCAGAGCGAAGCGCGAAGGGUGAGGAAGAAGUGAAUGUAGUCCACCCCUCCCUUCCCUCCUCGUAGACCAGGGGUGGGGAGCCCUUUUCAUUCCGGGGGCAUGCCACUCAUGCAAAAGUCAAAGGUUUCUACCCACCCACCCACCCACACAUCCCUCCACCUCCCACCCAGGCAAGCGAGAUGAAUUAUUAUCCAGCCAGAUGACAAAAGCACUCAGAAGGGCCUGGAGGAGAGGGGCGUGGCCUGGGAAGAAAGGGCGUGGCCAGGGAAGGGGCAUGACCUGCUGGAGAGAAUCCCAAGGGUCACAUAGAGAGUCUUUGAGGGGGAUUAUUGUCCAUACGCCCUUUGAGUUCUACUUCUGAACUCAUAUUCUGCAACCGGAGCACCUCUUGCCCUUCUCUUCCUCAUCUACCAAAACCCCUGUUCAGUCUUAUUAGCUGAAGACCCAUUUCCCCACCCCCUAUCCUGUCUACUUGCAGUUCCUCCAACUUCCCUGCAGCCUGGUCACAAAUUCAUCCCGCUAUGCAAUGAACUAUAUGAUAUGAACAGCUAGCAAUGUUUUGUUAAGCAUUGUUUUGCUCUCCCAGUAGUGCUUAGACUAUAUCCCCCCUCCAGAAUAAGGAAGGUCUCUUCUUUCACAGCUCCUAAACUCUCUCAACAGGGGCUCAAGAACUUGAGGGCUGAACUUUCUUUAGUUUGCUUGUCAUCAACUCUGCAGUCUUCUGCUUUGGGCUGUCCAUCUAGUCUUUUAUCGUUUUUCUGUGCUACAUUCUGUGCAUGCUUACCUGGAAGAAAUCCUACAAAAUUCUUUGGGACUUGACAUCUGAAUAAAUGCAUAGAACUGGAUUCUUAAGUUUCAUUUAAGGGUUUUGUGCUGAACUUGAAAAAAAGAACAAGGACUUCUGCCCUUGCUUUACAAAGAGCAGAAUUCUUGGAUGCUUGAUCUUUCUUACUUUAUUUUUAAUGUUUGAGGCAAAAUGUAAGCAUGACAAUCAUGGUCAAAUUAGGCAUAAUAUUUGCCACAUGCCUAAUAUUAGCCCUCACAUGCAGGGUUUUUUUUUUUUUUUUUGAGGUGGGAGCUGUGUCAAGACCAUGGCACGAGUGUGUGUAUUUUUAAAGUAUUUGCCCCCAUGCAGUUCUGAUUGGAAUCGAGGGUCAUGCCUCAUAUUUGCAAUAGGAAAAAAAUCCCCCUUGGGGACAAUGUGUGCUUUCCAUCCAUUGUGAAUGGGGGUGGUGUCAAAUCAGGACUGCAUCAGGGCAACGGGUUAGAGCCUUCCUCUAGCCAUGCCAUGGUCCUGGUCCAGCUCAGCCCCCCUGCCCUGGCCCAUUAUUGCCACAACCCAUUUUAAGUCAAAGUCAUUGGAUGCAAACUUAUUUAAACAGUGUACCUAAUGGGGUAUUCACACAUGCACAUCCAUCGCUCCAUAAGGUAUUGUGUGAUGACUUGCACCUGCAUGUUUGAAUUGCUUCCACUUGAGUACUGUCUGGCAGUACAAAUGCUUUGUUGUGUUUGUGUCUUUGACUGGUUCACACUUACAAGCCAUCACUUGCUGUAGCAUUCCUUUGAGUGAUGACUGUGCAAGUGUCCAUUUGUCUUAAAUGGUAUCGAUCUAAGUGCUUUAGCUUAACCCGAAGCUUCCUUCUAGGUGUGUGCACAGCAUUUCCCCCGUUGUUAUUAUGUAAUUACUUAUAAUGACUUAAUCUACCUUUUCUUUUACCCUUCUAGAAAACAAUAAUUAUCAUUGUGAUAGUGGUUUCCUUGCUGGGAAUUUUAGCUCUCAUUAUUGGACUUUCAGUAGGGCUCAAAACAUGAAGGGCUGCUGGCUCUGAACUGUAAGUAGCUUGUGGAAGCAGAAGGAUUACUUCAACCUCUCUUGCCAUCUCCUCUCCUGCUUGGUUUUCGGAUGGGCUUCUGAAUCUCUCCUCCUCUCUGUGUGUGAAUAUUCUUCCUACAAUGUGCAGGGUAGGUUAGAGGGCAGCUAGAGCUCUGUAUUAAGCCUCUCAACCUUUGUGACCUGUGGGUGCAAGAAGUGAUUCUACAGAAAUUGGGCUGUACUGCAAAAAUCUAUUCCAUCUUUUCUGGUUGAGCACAUAGGGUAUAAGGGAAGGACAUAGAUAAAGUGUCAGGGUAUUGGUGAUUUGGGGCUUGUGAGAAGCGAUAGGAUCAUAUAGAAUAACUUGACUUGAACAAUAGGGAAGCUUUUGCCAGGCUUAGUUUUAUUCCUGUGUUUUAGUAUAUAAAGCUGAUAUAGACAAUCAGCAACUACGGGGACUAGCAACAUUAUAUAAUAAACUAAGAUUCUAAAGAUGUCACCAGAUUCUAAAAUUUUGAGGCAUAAUAGUAGUAAUAGAGCUUCAUGUAGUUCUCUGGUUUCACAGCAGGUAUGUUUAUUUGGGUCUCUGUUUUCUGUGCUGUAAAUUUCACCAGUACAUAUGAGCUCAUUUCUUGAGUGUGCGGUUCUCAACUCCUAGCGUUUGGGAUGUGGUGGGAGUGUCUGAUCAGCCUGAGAGGCUGAGGUCUGCUAGAUGCACAAGGUAUGGUUUCUGAAGUUUCUUACCCCUUCAGAGAAGUGACAGCUCUGCGGCUGAAGCAAUGAUCUUCCCUACCGCUGAUGGUUUCCGUGUUAGCUCUUCUUCCUCAAAUGAGCACUUAUUUUGUUUCUCAGUGCUUGUGGAUCACUAGAACACGCACCUGCCAUUCUGUGCAUAUGGUAUACAAGCCCAUUCUGUGUUGGCCAAGGAGUUGCCUGGUCCUCUUAACAUCAUUUCUCAGAUCUGAUGGUGUUUCAAGGCUGUAUUGUACAGUUGAGGAUGCCUAAGUGCAACACAUCUGAGGGUAUCCUUAGUUGAUCUGUGAGACUUUCCUUUGACCCCAAAGUUCCUAGACAGCAGCUCAAGGACAGCUGUUUCUCCCACAGCCCCCAUAUAUAUGUGUGUUUUGCUCCUGCUCCCCGCUCUGGUCCUCACUCAGAUUGUGAACCUUUGCUGUUCCUCAAACUCCAUGGUUUUCUUUCCACCCUCUCAAUCUUUUAUGUACAGAUUAUGGCAGCUGAGCUCACAGGACAAUAGGUAGAGGGUUAUUGAAGGAGACACUUCUAUUUCCCCUAAGAACUGUAGAGAGCUGGUGGGGGGUAUAUUUAUUUCCUUUCCCGGUGAUUCUGUAGAGGAGGGAUGGAGAACCUGUGAUCUUCCAAGUGUUGAACUCAGUGCCCAUCAGCUCCAGCCUGCAGAGCCACUAGGGAUGAUGGGAAUUAUACGUCAGUUGAAGGGCCACAGGUUCCCCACUCCUGCUAUUAGAGGUUUGAUGAACCCCUCUGGCGAUAGUGAGUUGGUUGUUCAUCCCUACAUGAGAAUAACUUUCCCUCCCAUUUUGUUCCUUUCCUUUCCUCCAGACACUCCCAAGCUCUUCCUGGUUUGAUAGCAAGACUCCCCCUCCUGAUCCUCACCACCAUGAUGUGACCUUCCCCUGCCUACCCUCCUGCCUUUGGCCUCUUGGAUUUAGUAUGAAUGGCUUCCUGCAGGAUGAGUUCACUUGCACCAGUGCUUCCUGUGAGAGCUACAUUCUGUUCCAGUUCCCUCCUCGGAUAAAGCUCUGCAGCCAGAAGAGUCUGAUGUACCUUGCUGAAUCCAGGAUGUACAGCAAAUCUCAUGGCACUCCAGAGAGAACCUCCCAACAUAUCUACUCCUUACCCUUCCUUCCCUUCCUUCCCGCAACACCUGCUGCUUCCAGGUCAAGCAUUUCCUAUGUUUAAUCCCCCAUCCUUCAAGAAUAUUCUCUAGUACGGUGGAAUGAACCUUGAGCGGAAUUUUGGACACACCUUUGCCUACCUCAGUGCCUUCAUUCUUUUCAGCUGUGCCUUUUUCUUUUCUUUUAACAAUGGAGAUGUCUUUACUAAAGAUGUCAGACAUUACAUUGCUAGUCAAAAUUGCCCAGGUUAAGGGCCAAGACUUGAACUGGAUCUGCUACAUAACUGCUGACCACCAUCCCAUUGUAUACUGAGGCUAGCAUUCUGCUCUUUUUUUUUAGAGUUUAGAGCAGAUUUUGCGACUCAUAAAUAUUUUGCAGGACACAAAUCUUAGCCUAUUGUAUGUCACAGUGUAUCUUGCCCUGCUAUCCCCAAAGAGAGCUUGACUUCUUAAUAGUGGCAGAGUUUGCAGUCAAUCAAGGCAAUCUUGGAAGAGGGAUGGUGGGUUAGGACCACAGGCAUAAAUGCAGCCAUCGAGGCAUGAAAACAGCUGGGUAAUCGAGCCAGUUUCCCUAAAUUAGGCUGUGACAACUGCAUGCUACAUAGGUGGGAUAUAGCCGCUAGUACUCAGGCCCUCCAAAUCUGAGCUGCUUGUGUACUAAUUUCUUGACUCAAAGCAGCCAGCAUUGCAGUAGAGGUGUGAUGUUUUGGGUACUUAGAACUGGUCUGUGUUUGAACAGAAAGAUGUCCUCAGAUGCCUAUGGAGGAAAGCAUUCCUUGGGAAUAUGUGUGGUCUACAAAACGGGUAGCCAACCUUCUUUGUUUGGAAUGCAUUCAGAUUUCUGAAAGGAGUAGAAUGCAAUUCCUUCCUGCUUUAAAAUAUUUGUUUUCCUUGGGCGAGUGUGCCUGUGUGCUGAAGGCAUGGUUGUGUGUGCCCUCUCUCCCCCAGUCCUGUGUGUACAUGUUUGUCUGAUGACAUACUAAUUGGGAAGAAAUGAAAGGCUUUGUUUGCUUGGAAGUGUUUUUCUACUGAGGGUUUCUACCUUGUUUGAAUGGUCACAUUGCCUCCAUUAAAUUGCUGUUCAUCACUCAGCCAGUUUGGUUUGCACAGCCAGGAAAAGCUAGUGUGGAGAAAGGCAGUGAGUUGGUUCAUAAGACAUACAGAUAAGUCAUGUGUUUUCAUGAUACUAUAACUUCUUCCAGGGAAGACUUUACUUUCCCAUUUAAAAGACCUCAAGCUUGUUAAAAGAGUAGAUUUAUGUGUUUUUUUCCUCAAGGGUGGUCCUAGCAGUUGUUAAGCUUUUGUGGUUUUGUGGGUUUUUUUAAAGUAAAAUCCCGCUCAAGUCUUGCUGCUUCCAAACAUGAGUUUUAGGGUUUUUGUCUGAGAAACCCUUUGCUAUUAUUUUUCCUGUUCAAAAGUUAUUCAGCUGCCUCACUGCUUCAUUUUCAGUCAUAUCUGUGACCUCCUGCUGCGGGUGUCACUCGCAGAAGCGAGGGGAUGUGACUGUGAAUUAGGCAGAGAAAUUAAUUUGGCUAGGAAAGCCUCGUGAUCUAGCUUAGCAAAAAUGCGCAGAAGGCUGGUUCAGGCUAGCCACGGUAUGGGAGCAAGUCUCAGGCCCUUCUCUGAGAAGCAAGCGCCUAUGCUUCAGUUCCUUUCACCUUCAGCACCAAUACGUUCACUGCACGGAAGCCUACCUCACAGACUAAAUGAACCACAUUCCCUUCUUCAAAGGUGGGGAAUCAUCCUGGAACUAAGGGUUGUUAGAGAGACAUUAAUACAGCAAGAAAGCUUUAGGCCCUGGCAGUUACGUUUCUGUUGAAAUUUAAGGGGCAGAUGCACACAAAAGUGUUCUAUAUUUAUACGAAUUCUUCACCGGAAAGCCUGCUGUAGCUGUUAUCUCCCAUGGGAGAGAAAGCCCCUUUGACUGGAAUUGAGGAUUUGCUUCCUGGGGGAGAUGACCGUCUCCUGGACACUAGGAAAAUCUGGCCGGUUACCCGUUGUUCCACCAUUCAAUUCCACCCAGAAUCUAACCUGUCUAGUGUUGAUGUUGCAGUAACCAUACAAACACUUUCCUGCCAACUGGCAGUGACCUCUUUGAGUGCACAGAUGGAGCGAAGAGGAAAGUCUUUCUAGAGAUGUCCUUUCCUUUAGGCCUUGAUGUCUGUACAUUGUUAAGUGGUGCUUAAAAAGUUGGUGGACUGAUCCCCCGUGAGAGCCAUCUGCAAAGCGGGGAAGACUGAAUUUCAAAAUACUGUGCUGCCUAUGGACAGCAGAGAUGAUAGGAAUUUGGUUUUGUCAAUGCUUUUUUUAAUGAGCAUUUUUUUGUUUUUGUUUUUAAUAAAUGAGUUUGAUGUUCAAAUAAUCUGUAAACUCUGUGCUUGUGUAUUGAACUUCUGGACAGGGUAUAGCCAUACAAGCCAUUAUUAUUGUUUUGAGGGGUAGUGUGUACUUUCUUGGUCUUGUAUGGCUUUUGCCCAUAUCCAAAUAUGCUUCAGCAACACACCUUGCAGUGUGGGUCUUGGGGAAGGUUUGCUAUUCUUAACACAGAAGAAUUGAGGAAUUGCCUCUUAAAUACACCUGGAACAUAAAGUGGCUGGAUUCCACCACCGCUCCCCAUUAUCAUUAUGCCAAAUCUUUCAGGUAAGAUGAUUCUGUCCUGUCAACCUUCCUCAAUCCUUGGUCCCCAGAUGGUCUAUGACUCCCAUUAUCUCUGACCAAUUGGCCAUAUUGGCUAGAGAUGAUGGGGGCUAUAGUCCAAUGACAUCUGGGAACCCAAGGAUGAGGGAGGCUGCCGUUAAGAGUGUCAGUACCCAUAUGCUUUCCAUCUAAACUACUUAAGGGUUGUACAGGACCCCAAAAUGGAAUGGAGUGCUUCUGUUAUUAUGUAAAAAUACGGUUGGUAUAUAAAAAAAGAUAACGGAAGUCUCAGUGCUAUCUGCAUCUGUGAAAGAACAGCCCUGUCCAUAAGACCCUCCUUAACUCUGGUGUGUUUAUGUCCCUAGUUUCCCGUCUUCCUUAAUUCUAUCCUCCACUUGUUACCCACAAAACACAAGCCCCCUCCUCUGUCCCCUUGUUCCUGCUACCAUCCCCCUACCAGUGAGAUGUCUGGGUAUAUUGCUAUUCAUGUUUCCUCUCGCUGAGCAGAAGAAGAUCAUGAUCAUGAUAUGCUGCAUCAUUCUUGCCAUCAUCCUGGCCUCUACUGUCGGCAGCUUCUUUACCUGAGCGCCCAUAUCCUGUCCCUCACCACUUGUCUAAGGUGAGUUGCAUGCAGAAGCUUGAUCCAGAGGUUUGUUUAAUCAAGGUAAUGCUCAUUUUUAUGGACACUGCAGUCUACUCUUAUUUCCCAAACUGCCUUAUAGUUCUACCCAUUGCUAUGGUGCAGAAUACCUUAGGUAUACCCCCUCCGAAAAAAAAGCUGGGGGAAAAAAAGGUAGAGCCAUCAACCUGGAGAUAAGUCUGUGCAGUCCAGCUGGGUGAGUGGAGUAGAAUAUCAGAAUUCACAAAUGCAUAUGUACUGAAAGGCUCUAAAUCAAGAGCGUUAGGAGCACCCUGCUUAUGAAAGGAGGGCGAUAACUUCCUGUGCAUUUCCAGGGUAGUAUGAUCUCAUAAUUUUUGCUGGUUGUUAGGCUACAAUACUACUUGUCAUCUGUUUCCUUUUACCUUCAACCAUCUCAGCUCCUUGCUGUUUCCUUUCUUCCAGGAUGGAUUUGCAAGAUGGCUUCCCCACUCCACACACGCUUCCCUGGUCCUACAAUUUUCAGUGCUUCCUCUCUUUAUGGAGAUGUCACAGCCAACCAUUUACCCUUCAAAAUCUUUUGCUGGAUUUCAGAUUAAAGAAAGGGCAGGAGGAGCUAGAGCAGGACCCAAGUGUUAGUACACCAGCAUAAAGCCAAGUGAGACAGCGAGGGGGAACAGUUUGAGCACAGGGGCCUUCUGGCUACUACAACCAAGCUUGUUGGUUGCUGUUGAUACUUAACCAGCUCUAUAAUUGGAACUUUACUCCCCCUUAUACUUGCUGCUCCUGCCUAGAUUUCUCCAGUGAAACCAAGUACUUUUGUUAUUUUACUCAUGUAUGAAUCUCCUUACAUGCAUCUCAAGGUGAUUUAUAUACCAUUGAAAACACACUAGGGGAAAACCCCUAACGGCUCAUGUUAUUUAUGGAAGAAAAUCCAAAGGUUUACCUCCCUUUAUGACAAUCCACAGUAGGCAAGCAGGUGCCUGUGGGUUUUCAGACCUGUGAUUUUGUUUGUUUGUUUGCUUUCUUCUGCUUCUGCUUUGUUGAAAGGGAUACAACUUCUUACAGUAGCCUCAAAAGGUGUGUGACUGAACAUCUGGAUAAUGGCAUGGACUGAGCCAGAUUGUUUCCUCGCCUGCUGAAUAAUCUUGCUUACGCAGACUCCUGCCAUCCUUGUGGUCCUAGUCCCAGUCCGUUUAUUCUGUUGUAUGAAUGGGCAUUCUUGAGGCGCAAUCUGCAAACGCCCCUAGGGGAGCCACACACCCCUUGUAAAUCAUUGUGUUCUGUCCGAUUUGACACUGGUUGUAUUAACAUGUAUACUUGUAUAUAGAACUAUCCCACAAUUUCUCACGUACUUGAAGAAAGGUUGUCAUUUAUUUAAACAACUUAAGCUGUAUUUACUCAACUAUAUGUUGUUUCCUCCCUUCCGUCACCUCUCUGGUAGGGGGCAUGUAGCUGGAACACUUUUAAUUCCUUUAAUCCUGGCCAACGGUGUAGCUCCUUCUCCAGCUGGGGCAACUCCUCAGGUUGUUUUCCCCCCUUUAAAUGAUAAACCAGUCACUAGGAAGAAGGGAGAUAUAUGCAACUGCCUGACGACCCAUCCUUUGAAUUAUAAAAAUUAGUAGUCCCGUGCGCAAGAGGGGCCACUGGAUGCUUUGGACUUGGAAGGGAAAAUGCUUAUUCAGUUUCCCAUAACUGUGACUUAAUGAAAGCUACUCUCUUACUGUUCAAAAGGCGUGGAUGUUCAGAAAUCCUCUGGAAUAAAGAGUUUUGUUUGAUCUGCUGUUAUGUGUGAAAGACUAAAUGAACUAAAACUACAAAACCAACCUAUUUUCCUAGUAUAGGGAAGGGGACUGGGUGGUUCUCCAGAUGCUGCUGGCCUGUAACUCCCAUCAUCCCUGAGCACUGCCCAUGCUGGCUAGGGCUGAUGGGAGUUGGUGUCCAAACAAUAUCCGGAGGGGAGGGGCUCCUCACCCUAAUCUACUGCAAGGACUCCCAAGAGUUGACAGCUAAGAAGUCUGAGGGCUUUUGUCUGGUUCACUUCAAAAGUACAGAAGCAGCUCUUUUUGGGACCCCUAAAAUACCACUCCGUUUAGACUUACAAGAAUAGGCCCAGGCCCAAGCUAUUACCCUACACAGCUGAUCAAGCUGCACUGGCAACAUGCCAGAAUUCAGCACCAACGUAUAUAAAAAUUAAGCCACCUCAGGACUAUGUAUGCCUCUUCUCACAAGCACUUUGAAAUGUUCCGGUUUUAAAAUGAGCUCUACAGAAGGUUAGAAGUUGCAAACUAUAGGAUUUAGACAUUAAAACUUUUAAACUUGGCUUUGAAUAUACUUUUAUCAAUUAUCACUCUUCCAAAUUCUAUGUGCAUUGCAAACCAACAAGUCCUCCUCAAAGGCCCUGCAUCCGUGUGGGAGUAAUGAAAAUGAACAAGAAAAUGGCAAAUUUAUUCAACCAAGCUCUGUGUAUUUACAGCCACUCCAUCACCCUCCACAUCUACUUGAUUUCCAAGUAUAGAACAUGUGGGAAAGGAUCCAUAACACAUUAUCCAUAAAAAGUCAAAAAUACAGGAAAAGUCUGCGGAAGAAUUGAUGCUUCGGAGCAGAAUACUGCCCGUCCCAUGACUUCCUGUUUAUACUCUGUCAGGCAGAAAGAACUUUCCCCAAUACCGACCCUUCAGUUUCAAGUCAUAGGGACUCAAAUAUUUCCUUAUCCCUAGCAUGUUGGCUGUGAUUAUGCGUUCAAAUGUCCAUGGAUUCUGGUUGUUACGCCUCCUCUCCUCUUCCUUGUCCCGCAUCUCUUGCAGGGAUUGCCGGCUGACAGCUAUAGCAGGGAAAGGCAACUUCUUGGCCACCUGUGUUAGGAAGCGUUCCACCUCACCAAAUUCACAGAACCCACCUACUUCCACAAUGAGGCGGCCAGCCUUCACUGCUGACACGUAGUGGUCUAUUGCACCUUUGCCACCACCCAUGCGCUGCCCUAGACCUUUGCGUGUGAUGGGCUUGUAAGGAGCACGGACUCUCCACACUGCAAACAUUUUCUUGGGAUGCAGGUGCCGAUUGAUCGUCAGACGCAUCAUUUCAAAAUGACCCCAGCGGAGAUAGCCACCACCAAGAGCCUGCAGGCAAGGGGAGGAAAAAGUAUUUUCACCAUUCAGAAAUAGGAAAAUAUGUCAGGCACACAAACUCCUUCUGAAAUCACAGGGUAACAGAUAUCUCCCUUUUCCAAGCUUCAUGACUUAUCUCUUCAUAUUCUUUCUCUAUACAACUGAGAAGCCACAUCAAGGUUACUAAUGCUCACACUCACCAGAAUACCAUACUGUCCUUCUGUGAAUUCUGUGGCUUCUUUAGAUGGACCACGGAUAUCACGUAAAUUCUUGAACUCUCGCCUGACCUUUGGUACAGCUGGCAUUCUCUCAACAAAUUUCAAUCUGUUUUUCUCAGGAAUAGUGAUACCUAGAAGAAUAAAACUGGGUUCAGUAUUUCUUGUAACAGUCUCCCACCUAGACUACCAAAGAGUUUUGUCCAGGUCCAGAAAUCUCAGCUCAUCAUCCAUAGCUGUGCUUCCUGAUUAGCUACCUAUUGUAAACUAUAUAGGAACACUAGAGCCAGUAAUGUUAACACACAUUUAGGAGAUGGUACGUCAAAGUUAACAUUUGAGCUGAUAGCAGGCUAUAUUCGGAUGACUUUGGAUUAAUGACCCUCAUGGUCCCUUCCAACUCUACAAUUCUAUGAUUCUAAAUAUCACUUUGCCUUCCCCAGCUAAAGUAAACAGGCCAGCUGAUACUAUUUGUGUGUGUGUGUGUUUUUCAAAUACCUUCCCCCACCUC
Molecule: messenger RNA, 42781 nt
Organism: Podarcis lilfordi (Lilford's wall lizard)
Lineage: Eukaryota; Metazoa; Chordata; Lepidosauria; Squamata; Lacertidae
Source: the annotation of a GenBank genome assembly